UCGGAAAGAUGGCGGCUUGAUAUUGGCGUAAAUGUCGAGUUUCGCUUCUCUAUGUUUUAUUCUGUGCUACAACCACAUGCUUUAUCGUGUCAGUAAGUUCUCGGAAAUAAAUAGUAGAAGCACAAUGUAACCAUGCACUAUAGAACUAUUUACUCGCUAAUCUCUAAACUGAUAGAAGCAUAAAAAUGAAGGUUGCCGCACUAUGACGAGUUGACGAAACAGAUCCAACCUUGACUUACACUACUUUAUACGUGUUUAAGAUGGAAACUACAGACCAAGAAAUUGAAACGUACAUUAAAGAUGCCAUGGACCACCAACACUUCUCGAAAUAUGCUAUCGCUUUGACCGGUGAAAGUGAAAAUUCUGACGGAUUUGCUUCGCACAUCAACUUUGCUACAGUUUCGGCUACAACAGAGGAAGGCAUUGAAAAAACCAUUGAAGUGGUUGUUAAAAGCAGCAGAAAAAAUUUAAUUCAAGCUAACCCAAGUCUGUACGGCAGGGAGGCGUACAUAUAUGAAACCAUUUUACCGGCGUUCACAAAAUUUCAAAUGCAAAAUGACAUAAAAGAUAUAUUUGACUCCGUCCCAAAGUGUUACAAAACUAUGUCUGAUGAUACCAUGGAAGUUUUAGUUAUGGAGAACUUGAAAAAGAACGGAUAUGAUUUGUAUGACCGCAAAAGGCCGUUGGAUUUAAACCACCUUAAACUUAUUUUGCGAGAAUAUGGGAAAUUCCAUGCUAUAUCGUUUGCUUUCAGAGAUAAGGAUAGAAGUGGUUUUGAAAAGUUAGUUACCAAUUUUGACGAUGUUAUGAUACAGUACUUUGUGGAAUCCCUUAGAAAAACAAUAAAUGGGUACAUGGCAAAGGCUUGCGAUAUCGUGAAAGAAGUGGGCGACAAGAAAUUAUACGAGACAUGUUAUAAAGUUCUACAAAAAGGCGCUGAUGUUGCCGCGAUUGAAAUUAUGAAAAUCGUGGAGCCCGAGUCAGCUAUGCUUCAUGGUGAUGGUUGGAAUAACAACUUCGUGUAUAAAUAUGAGGGCUCUAAGGUUCCAUCAAAGGUUGCUAUCUUAGAUUGGCAGCUAGCACGUCUACAUUCUCCGGCCUUGGACAUAUCCUACCUCAUCUACGCCACCUGCUCAGAAGAAGAAUUAAAACAUUUCGACGAACUGCUGGAAACCUACUAUUCCAGUUUUUCCACGUUUUUAACAGAAUUGGGCAGCGACCCAGAAAAACUGUUCCCUUAUUCUACUUUGCAAAAGCAUUGGAAGAAGUACUCUUUGUUUGGAGUAUUAACGUUAGUUGCAUAUUUACAUCUAAUUUUAUGCGAUGACGAGGAAGUGCCCGAUUUUGAUGAAUGUGAUGAUCAAGCAGAUUAUACAGAAAAAUUAAUGGCUAUUAAGAUUACAGAAGAGUCGGAGUAUCGGAAAAGGCUCAUUGCAGCUAUUAGUCAUUAUUGCAGCUACAUAGAUUCAUGAGCCUGAAAUUAAUUCCACCGUACUAAAACAAAUUGCUUAUAAACAAAGAUUAUUACUCAUUGCUUAAGUAAAUAAGUAAUUAUCUGUUGCAAUAUGUUUUUUUUUUUAAUUUCAUUUAAUUGUAAGCCUAUCUAGGUAAAGUUCACAAUAAGAAUUAUGUAUGUACUUACAUAUGGAAAUCUAUGAGAUUGGCUAUCGUCUAAAAAAAUGCAUAAGAUCCCAUAUCAAUUCCAAAUGUUCAGUUAAUAAAAAAUAGUUUUCAGUA
Molecule: messenger RNA, 1737 nt
Organism: Anoplophora glabripennis (Asian longhorned beetle)
Lineage: Eukaryota; Metazoa; Arthropoda; Insecta; Coleoptera; Cerambycidae
Exons: 3
Coding region: 261-1472 (403 amino acids)
Source: RefSeq, a predicted model, not a curated record